Messenger RNA from Amborella trichopoda, 612 nucleotides. RefSeq names its product 2 iron, 2 sulfur cluster binding protein (gene NEET). Lineage: Eukaryota; Viridiplantae; Streptophyta; Magnoliopsida; Amborellales; Amborellaceae. Gene Ontology annotation, biological process: regulation of autophagy. Gene Ontology annotation, molecular function: 2 iron, 2 sulfur cluster binding. The record is from RefSeq and is a predicted model, not a curated record. Gene Ontology annotation, cellular component: mitochondrial outer membrane; intracellular membrane-bounded organelle.
AAACAGAACGUAAAGUUCACACAGAUGAGAGAGUUUAGAGAGAGAAAGGGCUUCUAAGAAGAGCGAGUUAGAGAGAGAGGGGGCUUCUAAAAUGGCUUCCUCCAUGGCUCUAGUUGGUGCAGGUUUCUUGUACAGGCCAAAAAUGGAGGUGGAAAGAAGGUUUAGAUCAUCAUGUAUCAAAACAAAGCCUUCCUCCUCCUAUGUAAGUGUGAGAGCUGAAGCCAUCAAUCCUGAAAUCAGGAAGACUGAGCAAAAAGUAGUGGACUCGGUCCAAGUCUCUGAACUCUCCAACCCAUUAACUGCUUAUUGCAGGUGCUGGAGGUCAGGAACGUUUCCUUUGUGUGAUGGAAGCCAUGUAAAGCACAACAAAGCCACUGGAGAUAAUGUAGGGCCUCUACUUCUUAAGAAAUAAAAAGAUUAUCAAAUUCUUUUUCAUUAUCAUAUUUUGUAGGUAUGAGGGUUUAUCGAUCAAAAACAACUUAUUUGUGGAUUCAAAGUUGUUCUCCUUUUCUUGCUUGAAUUCCACCAACUCUUGUCUUCCUCGUUUCUACAAUUGAUGUUGUUUGUACUCUUAUAAUAUCACAGGUCAUUAGAAGUUCUAUUAAGCAUUUA